Molecule: messenger RNA, 2472 nt
Organism: Emiliania huxleyi CCMP1516
Lineage: Eukaryota; Haptophyta; Isochrysidales; Noelaerhabdaceae
Exons: 8
Coding region: 1-2133 (710 amino acids)
Biological process (GO): maturation of 5S rRNA; mRNA cis splicing, via spliceosome
Cellular component (GO): U4/U6 x U5 tri-snRNP complex
Source: RefSeq, a predicted model, not a curated record
AUGUCGCUUCUCCCGACCGAGUCUCGCUCCCGCGACCCGGUGAGCACCGACUGGGACGACAUUCAGCGCCGGCUCGGCAACCUGCCACCGCUCGAGGAGGCGGCGUCGGCGCUGGCGUGGGAGCCCGAGGAGGCGAGCGACAGGGCGCUGCAGCAGAGGCUGGGUCCCGCCGAGGGUGGCGCGCCGGGCUGCUCCGAUGACGCGUCGGCCGACACGGAUGCGCUCGAGCAGUGGCGCGCCGAGCGGCUCGCUCAGCUCAAGGGCUUGGCGGGCGGUUUCGGCACGCUUGUGCUCAUCACGCGCGAGCAGUUUGUGGCCGAGGUGAACCGCGCCGGCGACGGUGUGGGCGUCGUCGUCUUUCUGCACAAGCCGAAGCACUACCCGUCGGCGUACAUGGAGGUGCUGCUCGAGCGCCUCGCAGCCAAGCACCGCGCCGUCAAGUUUUGCCGGAUCGGCCACCACGACUGCAUCCCCGACUACCCCGACGCCAACCUGCCCACGCUGCUCAUGUACCGAGACGACGACCUGCUGCGCCAGUGCGUCGGGCUCGCCGCGUUCGGCGGGGACGCCUACGGCGUCGACGACGUCGAGUGGGAACUCGCCGAGGCCGGGCUCGUCAGCACAGACCUGCCUGCGAACCCGCACGCGCAGCGGCAUCGAACACGCCGCUCGAUGGACUCCAUCCCUUCGAUGGCUGUCAAGGAGACGGGGUCGGAGGUCAGCGCCUCGAUAGAGGAGACGAACCGCGUGCGUGCGGAGCUCGGUCUCAAGCCGCUGGCCGAGGGGAAGGGCUCCAACAAGGAGGCCGAGGCGGCCGAGCGCGGGCGCAAGCUGGCGGCGCAGCGGAAGCAGGAGGCGGAGGAGGAGGCGAUGCGCGCCAAGCUGGAGGACGCCAAGCGGAAGCGGCAGCUCCACGCCAAGGUGAGCGGCAAGGGCAUCGGCGAGCAGCUCGACGGCGAGGAAAUGGACUCGGCCGCGGCGUGGGUGGCCAAGUCGCGGCGCGGCGAGGAGCCGGCAGGGCUCGGCGAGCGGUACGACGAGAUGGACGAGGAGUCGCAGCUGAGCGGCGCGCUAGUGGGGCACUCGACGGACGAUUUCAAGGCGGGCGAGGACGUCGUGCUGACGCUGGCGGACGAGUCGAUCCUGGACGAGAAGGAGGGGAGCUACGCGCUGCGCGAGGGCGACGAGCUGCUCGAGAACUACGACGAGCCCAAGGAGCGGGCGACGGUGCGGCUGGACGGGUCGGGGUCGGUCGACGAGGCGCGGCUCAAGAAGCUCGCCGCCGUCAAGCAGCGCCUCGCCGCGCAGCAGGCGUCGGGCGGCAAGAAGAAGCUGCGCAAGAAGUCGCGCGCUUCGGCCGGCGCCCUCGACCUCGACGCGAUGGCGGCGGCCGAGGCGGCGGGCGAGGCGGAGGAGGAGAGCGCGGAGGUGGACGCGGAGCUGUACUCGGCGCUGGCGCGGGCGCGCCGGGUCGGCAAGAUGACGUCGGAGCGGCGGUCGGAGGACCACGCCGCCGCGCGGCUGCAGGCGCAGCUCGAGGAGGCGGAGAGGUGGGCGGCGGAGCGGAGGGACGAGGGCGGGAUCCCGGCGGGUGACGACGCGCCGCCGCCCGAGGGAUCGAUUGAGUUUUCGGAGACGUCCGAAUUUAUCAAGUCGGUGCAGGCCAAGGAGGAGAUCGACGAGGCGGCGGCCGGCUCCGACCUCCCCUCGGUGUCGUCGGGGCUGGCGGCGGCGCUGCAGAUGGCGCGGACGCGCAACAUGCUGGGCGAGGAGAAGGAGGCGGCGGGGCGGAUGUUCGACUCGAAGGGCGCGGGGCUGCACAACUACGAGGAGGGCAGCGAGGCGGAGAAGGGCGUGCAGCUCAACUACUUCGACGAGUACGGCCGCAAGAUGACGCAAAAGGAGGCCUUUCGGCAGCUCUCGUGGAAGUUCCACGGCAAGGGGCCGUCCAAGAAGCGCAAGGAGAAGCGGAUGGCGGCCUUCGAGGCGCAGAUGACCGAGCAGAAGGACGACCGCGCGAUGGCCUACAUGGGCGUGCUGCAGCGGGCGCAGCAGUCCACAAAGUCGGCCCACGUGACGGCGAAGCAGCGCAAGGCCGACAAGCCCGCGCCAAAGAAGCCAAAGCUCGGCUGAGGCUGGCAUCGUGCGGCGCCGCGGGCGUUGGCGGCGGAGCCGGUGGGGACGAAUCCGCCAGCGCCCAGGCCGGGCUUGCGAGGACAUGUAGGCACUUGCGGGCCGGGCGCCCGCAGUGCCGCCAGUACGCUGAACGGUUUGCGUGGGGUUUCGCGCGUGUCAAAGUCGGCAGAGACUCGAGGUUGGACACAGUCCUGCUGCUGCUCACACGCUCGUGUCGUCUAACGAGACUCGAGAGGCGCGCGCCCAGCUGUGGCGAGUCGUCCUGGAGAGAGCCGCGGCCGGAGGCCCCGGAGCCGGGUCUGUGGCUUGCCUCUAAAAAGCGGAACAUUAUGCUGU